Maniola jurtina (meadow brown) is the source of this 1830-nucleotide messenger RNA. RefSeq lists its product as uncharacterized. Gene Ontology annotation, cellular component: nucleus. Gene Ontology annotation, molecular function: sequence-specific DNA binding; zinc ion binding. NCBI's taxonomy places the organism in Eukaryota, Metazoa, Arthropoda, Insecta, Lepidoptera, Nymphalidae. The record is from RefSeq and is a predicted model, not a curated record. Bases 246 to 1700 code for a protein of 484 amino acids. The transcript is spliced from 9 exons.
UCUUUGGUGAAAACCCGAAAACUGCAGUAAAAUAAAACGUAGUGAUUACAUACUCUUUGCAGAAAAGAAGCACAAUUCAGCACGGGCUACUUAACUUUGAAAAAUCGGUGAAAUAAGUGCAUUUCUUUGUAUUUUAAUUUAUUAUUGUUUGCGUAAAGUAAAAAGUAAUAUAUCUUUCAAAGUUUAAUAGUAGUCACUUUCACUGCCGCGAAGGUUUUGGCCGGAGAAAGUAAAAAUAAUACAAAAUGCGCUGUUGUGUGCCUUUCUGCAAAAAUACUUCCACCAAUGUGUCCACAUCAGAUACUAAGGGGAUUAGUUUUCACGCUUUACCUAGUGAGGCGCAUCUCCGUGCUGCUUGGCUUCAAGCUCUCUGCAUACAAGACAGUCACCUGUUAGACUCUGCGAUGGUCUGCUCGCAGCAUUUUCUUGAUGACGACAUUCAUGAAACAGAAAGUGGGUUAAAGCAGAUUGGCACUGGUGCUAUUCCUUCAAUAGUGCAGGUUUGCAUGAUAUGCCUAGACACUGACAGCAAGCUGUUUCUAAUGAGUGAACACAAAUUGGAAGAAGCAUAUAAAAUGUUAACUGGAUAUCCAUUGUAUGAUCUAAGAAACCUAAAACAAACACUUUGCGGACAAUGUGCUCAAAGACUGAUAAACUUUAGUAGAUUCAGAGACAAGAGCUUGAGAGCCCGUGCACUGAUGAUGGACUUAGUUGAAAAACAUGAAUUUAUAACAAGACAACAUAUAAAGAUGAUAAACCACACAAAGAACCAGCUAAACAGUGAUCUUGUGGUGACAACGCUAGGACCUGACCACUGCGACUUGUACAUACUGGACUCCUCAGACAAACAGACAGAAUCAGAGCCAAUCCAAUAUAUUAGUGUGGUGAAGAAUGAAGAAAGUUAUGACUCGCCAGUUGAUGAAGACAUGGAAGUGGCAGAGGAAGAUGACAAUACUGCAGACAAUGUCAAAGAUGAGUUGGUUGGUAACAACAAAAUUUUAUCCGAAAGUGAGAUAUUGGAAACUAAAGUGUCUGAAAUGCCAGAUCCUUUAAAGUAUGAAAGUGGUCCAUUCCCAAGUUCUCUUUGUUCUGAGGAGUUUGUCAGUGAACAUGCGUACAUGCAACAUAUGCGCAUGCAUGACCAGAAAGUUGGUGGGAUCUUUGACUGUGAAGUGCCUCAAGACCGCAAACCUCAUACAGCCAUGAGCUCCUCACACUCUCCACGCCUCACUGAUAACAAGUACAAAGAAGAAAAAAAGAAGGCCAGACGGAAGCAGGCCUCGAGCCCGUCCGCACACUCGCCUCCAAAUGCAGAUACUCGAGGUGUAAAACACCAAGCUAUAGGUCUGAAAGCCAGAGCGAGAAUUGUGACCUUGCAUGGGAAUGGCCUGAAUAUAUCGCAAAUUGCCAGAGAAAUGGGCUUAUCUAGGAACACGGUGAGUCGUUGGGUGAAGAGAUUUGAAGCCGAAGGUACUCUGAAGGACCGUGAGAGACCUGGAAGGCCGCCUCUCAUCACAGAGUCCCAACGAAAUCUUAUGGUCCACGAAUAUGAGACGAAUGGUUUCAUCCCAACUGAGCGUUUUGCAUGUGAAUUUGAUACAUCAGUAGUGACUAUCCGGCGCGUACUCCAUGCCGAAGGUUUGCGUCAAAGAAGAAGACCUGCCAGGAAACCAAGGAGACGAAAAAAUAAAGAGAAAUGAUUACAUUAUGCUCGAGAAUAGGGGUUUUUGACGUGACAACGUCUUAUAAUUCGAUAGAGCCGGCUGCACGCACGAAAUAACAUGACUCAUGCGGCGUUACCUCGCUCUGAGGCGUUCCAUGUAAGGCUUG